This is a messenger RNA of Tympanuchus pallidicinctus (lesser prairie-chicken), 4994 nucleotides long. RefSeq names its product olfactomedin like 2A (gene OLFML2A). Gene Ontology annotation, biological process: signal transduction. The transcript is spliced from 7 exons. The coding region runs from base 2283 to 4376 and encodes 697 amino acids. NCBI's taxonomy places the organism in Eukaryota, Metazoa, Chordata, Aves, Galliformes, Phasianidae. The record is from RefSeq and is a predicted model, not a curated record.
CCCUCACCGCGCAAACCCCCAGGCAGAAAUCGCAUCGUGGCGAACGCUGCCCGGCGCUCAUUGGCGAAGGUCCCUCUUUCACCAAAUGGCACAAAUUCAGCGCUCGUGGGAGCGCUUUUGCGUAGGUCCCAGAAACGCAAACAGCGCUGGGAAAGUUCCGCGGCUCGCGGCACGGACACGGCACGGGAAAGCGGGGCUGCGGCCGCCCCACGGAGCCGCUGGGUGUCCGCCGGCCUCGGCAGCAGCGCCCGCACUGAGCAGGGAGGGACGCCGAGUACAGUCCCCGCUGAUGCUCCUGACACCGACCUCCGCAGUGAGAGGACCGUGUUUUAAGACUUCCUUGUUUAUAACCUUUCAUGUAUAAAUAGAACAUAUGGUUCCUGUUUAAGGAAGCCGUUGAGAGGGCAGAACGGGGAUUAAUGUUACCGCCCGUGCAAAGGAGCUCCCUUGUUGGCUGGCUGUAGGAGCUAAUGCCGCUUCCCACCUCGGUUUGCUCAACUCCAUGCGCAGCGCAAACAACGCACAGCAGCGCUCCGGCACUGUGCACGCCCCACCUAAGCAUGACGCUGAGCCCCGUUCCUCCCCAGAGCAGCGCUGCCAAGAAGCAAUGGGAGGGAAAUGGCACGGCCUGCUCUGCUCCCACGGGAAGCUGCCACCGGCUGGAAGGUGCACGACUGCGAGGGCUGGGGCUGCUGCUCUCAUGGUUUUGGGAUGCUGCUGUGCAUGUGAAUUUCUGCAUGGGCUGAGCCAGCAACGGGGUUCCCUGUCCGGGAGGGCUGUGCUGCUGGCUCAGCCCAUGCAGAGAUGGAGGGAGAUGCUCGCAGCCCUCCCUCGUGUUUGCACAAGUGCUGACACGGCCCUGGGGAGGUCAGCAGGGCUUGGAGCUGCAGUGUUUGCUAAGGGGAUCCGCUCCCUGCCCACAUCUCUCGCUGCCCGCGGCGCCCUGCAGAGGUUGACGAGAUCCUGUUCCUUUUGCAGCACUGCCAGCAGCCGAAUGGUUUCCUCCCAGCUGCCGAAUCCUUCGUUUCCCUAUGAAAAGAAAUGCAAAACAGAGGGGCUUCGCUGCAACCUCAGGAAGGAGAACCUCCGGCUCGUGGGGGGCCGAAGGAGCAGUGCUGGUCACUGUUCUCAGCCACCACUGAGUCAGGAAGGCACAGUGCUGGCAGAAAUGCUGCAGCACUGCCCUUUCCCACGCCACACUGCACUCCUGGGGUGUGGAGGAUGGGACAACAAGAGUUAAAGCCAUGUCCCAGCCCUGCCACCGGGUGUUCCCAGAGUGAGUCACACUGAUCCCAUGGCCGCAGGGUCCUCACACUCCCAGAGGUCCCGACACUGCCUUCCCCUCACAGCACCAGGACCUGCUCCUGCCCACGGGCUGUAGGGGUGGGCUGAGCUGAGGGCAGACCUUGUCCAACCCAGCUAGGUUACCACCUGGCCCAGCCCGAGUCCCAACGGAAACCCACCACCCGGGGUUUGCUCUUUCCUGAGCCCCAGAGCAGCACUGAGCUCUGCAUUCCCUCACAGAGGGACUCGCUAGAACACAGACAUGAGUGGCAGAGGCAGUGAUCGCUGUGCUCAUGUCUGCAGGCACUGCCCAGUUUCCCCACUGGAGCUGUGUCCAUGGAGCAUUGGCCCUGCCACUGCCCUACCAACUCACAGUGUUCCCAGGACUGGUCCUAUAGAGGAGUUCCUGCUGACCCCCAGGGAAGUGCGUGCCCUUCAGGCAGCCUGCAACACAGCCUAUAGCACACAUAAACCACUUUUUCCAAGCCAGUGUCAGCCAAAACCAGCUUGGACAAAGUUUUUUUUUUUCAUGGAUGGGUGUGAGAGAACAGGCAGCCCUCUCUGCUCCACUGGCGUCACUCUGCUGUGGUGCUGGCCCAGGGUGGAGAAAUCUCGGCUGCAGCUGCUGUGCUGCAUCUUCCAGCCCUGCUCACAGCCCUGCUCACAGCACGUGGUGAGCAGUGCAGGACAGGAGCAAGUGGUUUUCCCCAUGCUGAAGCCGCAGUGCAGCCAUCUCUGCACUGGGUGACGCACAGCAUCACUGAGCCCGCGUGCUGGGAGCAUUGUUCCCAAACACGGCUGGAGAGAGAGCAGCUCCUUAUCUGGAAAAGGCAGCCGACAGCACCCUGGGCUCGCUAGCGUGCAUCAGGGCCUUGUGUGGGAACAAGGGAGCCCUUGAUGCGCAGUGGGCUGUGGGGGAGCCCAUCUGCAGAGCCGAGCUCACCCCAGGGCGGCUGCAGCUCGGCUGAACAAUCGGCCCUGUGUGGGGUGUGAGCUCCAUGGCUCCCCCGGCCAUGCUGCAGCACUUGAGGGCAGAGCUGCCUGCCUGGGGCUGGCCAGCAGCUGGGAGAUGGCAGCAGGAGUGGACACCGUGUGCCUGGGCACGUGGCAUCCUGCUGCGUGGGCAAGGAGCUCUGGGCUUUGUCACUGUCACUCUGGUGGGGGACAGGGACGGAGCAGCCUGGGUUGGGGCCGUGCCCUGUGGCCAGGAGCCUCUGGGGAGGGACAUGCAGUGGAAGGGGCCCAGCGGUGGCAACGGGAUCCCCCCCAUUGCAUCCCCCCAGGCGCUGGGCGAGGACCAGGUGCGGAUGACCUCGGAGGGCUCUGACUGCCGCUGCAAGUGCAUCCUGCGCCCGCUCAGCAAGGACGCCUGCAGCCGCGUCAGGGAUGGCAGCGCACGUGUGGAGGACUUCUACACUGUGGAGACGGUGAGCUCAGGGGUUGACUGCAAGUGCUCCUGCACUGCGCCGCCCUCCUCACUCAACCCCUGUGAGAACGAAUGGAAGAUGGAGAAGCUGAAGAAGCAGGCACCCGAGCUCUUCAAGCUGCAGUCUAUGGUGGACCUACUGGAGGGAACGCUCUACAGCAUGGACUUGAUGAAGGUGCACUCCUACAUCAGUAAGGUGGUGGCCCAGAUGAACACGCUGGAGGAGACCAUCAAGACCAACCUGAGCCGGGACAACAACAUCAUGAAGGAGAGCGUCCUGCACCUCGCCGACCAGAUGAAGCGUUAUGAGAACUACUCUGACAUCAUGAUCAGCAUCAAGAAGGAGAUCUCCAACCUGGGCUACCAGCUGCUGCAGAAGGACGCUGCUGCCGCUCCCGACAGCAAAGCACAGGACACGGCAGGCAGCCGUGGGAAGGAGGCGGCGCGGUUCCCUGCUGUCCGCAAGGCACUGCCUGUCCGCACACCCAAGGAGAAACCACUAAAGCCUGAGAAGCCUAAGAAGGAAAAUGCCAAGAGAGGGGGCCCGCAGCCCACGGCCAAGGCCAAGCUCCCUGCGCAGCAGCAGACCGUGGUGCGGGGCAUCACCUACUACAAGGCUGGGCAGGUGGAAGAGGUGCAGAGGGCGGCCGGCAGCCGUGAGAGCCCUGCCAGGGCGGUGGCCGUGCCCGAGCGGCAGCAGGAGCGGGGCCUCGCGGACACCCCGGCUCAGCCUGGCACACGUGCAGAGCCCCCAGUGCCCCACACCACAGCUGCACCCAGCACUGCCCCAGCCCCGCACACCACUGCCCACAGCCACCCUGGCACCGCGCAUGGGGGUGGAGCUGUCAGCACCGGGGGCCCUGAAGUGCCCAACAGAGUGAAGGAGGUGGAGUGCGAAGGCACCAUCCGCUCAGUGGACCCCCCCACGGAGCACCACAGCUACGGGCGCAAUGAGGGGGCCUGGAUGAAGGACCCGGCGGCCAAGGAUGACCGCAUCUAUGUCACCAACUACUACUAUGGCAACAGCCUGGUGGAGUUCAGGAGCCUGGAGAACUUCAAGCAGGGCCGCUGGAGCAACCUCUACAAGCUGCCUUACAACUGGAUCGGCACUGGACACGUGGUGUACCGCGGCGCCUUCUACUACAACCGCGCCUUCACCAAGAACAUCAUCAAGUACGACCUGAAGGAGCGCUAUGUGGCGGGAUGGGCCCUGCUGCACGACGUGGUGUACGAGGACACGACACCCUGGAAGUGGAGGGGGCACUCAGACAUCGACUUUGCAGUGGAUGAGAGCGGGCUCUGGGUCAUCUACCCUUCGGCGGACGACGACUACACGCAGCAGGAGGUGAUCGUGCUGAGCCGCCUGGACCCCGGGGACCUGUCAGUACGCAGGGAGACCACCUGGAGGACGGGGCUGAAGCGCAACGCCUACGGGAACUGCUUCAUCAUCUGCGGCAUCCUGUAUGCCGUGGACACCUCCAGCCAGAAGGAGGGGCAGAUCUCCUAUGCUUUCGACACACACACAGACACCGAGGCAGAGCUGCGGCUGCCCUUCCUCAACGAGUACGCCUUCACCACACAGGUUGACUACAACCCCAAGGAGAAGGUGCUCUACGCCUGGGACAACGGCCAUCAGAUGACAUACCGGCUGCACUUUGUGGUCUGAGUGCUGGCCAGGGCCGCGGGGACAGCCCAGCUCCCCAGGAGCCCUCUCCACCCAGAAGCCCCACAGUGUGCAGCACACUGGGGCCGGGCUGGGGGAGCGCCGGGGUGAGGGGACACCCCCACGACGUGGUGGCUGCUGGGCCACGUCCCACCUCCGGCGGCUCUGGAAGCCCUGGGGCAGGGCGAGGAGCUGUGGGUCCCCACACCAGGCGCCCACCCCAGCACUGAGUGGCUGCACCCAGCCUGGCCCCGCUCCUGCUGCAGCUCUGGGUGCUCUUGGCCCACCUGGGACCACGUCCUGCAGGGCGGGUGCAACUUGGGUGCUGCCUCGCUGGGAGGAACAGCCACUGAUUGCUAUUUUAGAAGACGCAAUUAAGAUGCCUUUGCUUUUGCAGCCCGUUAGCUUGUUAUUUAAAUGCAUUCACAGGAGCUGUGCGCUGGCACAGCAGUAUUGGUGUGACGCUCUGCCCUGCCUGAACCCAGCACCCAACACCAGGCUGGGAUGGGCACGUAGCCAGGGAGCUGCAGCCUUUGUGCUCCUCCCCAGUAGGGCAUUGCUUGGCUUGGUUUCUGUCAAUUUAGAAGUGAACAGUAUUAAAAAGUAACAGAUAAAUAGCCA